UAAUCAUUAGUCCAAAAUUUUCGUCAAAAAUUAAACAUCAGAAUUUAAACAAAAAUAGCAGGAAUUUCGGGAUUACCAAAUGUUUGAACCUUUCACCGCUGUUUUCAAGCCUCAAAUUCGUCGAAAAUUUCGGACCUUGAGGAUGCAGAGAAACCUGAAACCAAUAUGACGUUUUUUGACGAUAUUUAAAAGAUUUCAAACUGAAUCGGUGACUCAUUUUGAGAAAAUAUCAUAAUUUACCACCAAAACAAUAUUGACCACAUCUCUUUUCACAAUUUUGAUGAUGACAUGAUCAAUGACUUGCCUUCGUGCGUCUAUGCUGGCGGCCCAGUUGGCACGGGAAAUGGAAACUUGCGAAUGAAUUCGAAUAAUUUUCGACAAAUUCAACAGCAGUAUAUGCAACAACAACAACAAAGUAAUGAAAAUAUACUGGAUUCAUCCAGCAACAACAUCGGACUGAAUUCAAACAGUACCGCAGCGCUAAUGUGUGGCAGCAGCCCCAACAACAGUGGCAGCAAUUCGUAUAACACGACGUCUUAUAAAAUUCAAAGGCAGCAGGCGAAUGUGCGGGAGAGGAAGCGAAUCCAGAGGUCGGCACCAACUGGGUACAACAAUAUAUGUAGUAUCAAUUCAGCCUUUGAUGAGUUAAGGGUCCACGUACCCACAUUUCCGUACGAGAAGCGUUUAAGCAAAAUAGAUACUCUGCGCUUGGCUAUUGCAUAUAUUUCGUUGCUGCGUGAAGUUUUGCAAUCAGACUACGACCCAUUGACAUAUGUGGAGAAAUGUUUGCGAGGAGAAAUUAAGGCCGACAAGGCCAAUUGGAAUACCAGUGAUUUAACUGCCCGUUUGUCGUGGAUAAAUUGGGAAAAUUUGGGAGUGCAUCCAGGGCGAAGAACUCUAUUGACAUCAUUGGCUCUCUCAUCUGAACCUAUGUGUGGAACACACUGUGGACCUCCAUAAAUGCAACGUUUCCAGUGAUUCAAUGUUUUUUUUUUCAACUCUACUCUAGUCUUCCAUUUUUAGGUCAUACCCAACACAAAAUAAGUGGACGUAGUGAAUUCAAUUUCGUAUUUUUGUUAUUUUUUGUUUUUAUUAGUUAUGUAUUUAUAUAAUUAUUAUCUCUGUUACGCAUUACGGCAUUGAUUACAAUGAAGCAAUAAAACUUAAAUUAUUUGAA
This is a messenger RNA of Musca domestica (house fly), 1177 nucleotides long. RefSeq names its product pancreas transcription factor 1 subunit alpha (gene Fer2). The record is from RefSeq and is a predicted model, not a curated record. Gene Ontology annotation, biological process: developmental process; regulation of transcription by RNA polymerase II. Gene Ontology annotation, molecular function: protein dimerization activity; RNA polymerase II transcription regulatory region sequence-specific DNA binding; DNA-binding transcription factor activity, RNA polymerase II-specific. The transcript has 5 exons. Lineage: Eukaryota; Metazoa; Arthropoda; Insecta; Diptera; Muscidae. Bases 289 to 960 code for a protein of 223 amino acids.